Molecule: messenger RNA, 1853 nt
Organism: Phyllostomus hastatus (greater spear-nosed bat)
Lineage: Eukaryota; Metazoa; Chordata; Mammalia; Chiroptera; Phyllostomidae
Gene: FAM217A
Product: family with sequence similarity 217 member A
Exons: 7
Coding region: 151-1665 (504 amino acids)
Source: RefSeq, a predicted model, not a curated record
AGGAAGGCCGGGCCGGAAGAGGAGCCCGUGCAGCCGCCCGCCCGGUACGCCGAGGGGCCCGGGCCUCGGGCCCGCAGCGCGCCGGGAUACGCAGACCGCACGUGGGCCGGCGACACCGCUGUGGGGAUUUUAGGGAAACAAGCCAGCAAAAUGGGGAGAAGAAAUGGUGAGAACUGCGGCACCAACCUGCGUGUGUCAAAUAUCCCUCAUGAGAAUUUAUCUCACUGGAAUUUGGAUUCAGAAGUACCUGAUCCUGAAAAUAAAAACCUCCCACCUGGAAGGGAUAGUGCAGCAGGUGGCAAAAGUAACAAGAACCAUUUGGAAAUUCCAGUAGAGCAACUGAUGCUAGAGCUUAAUUUGUCAGAGAAUGCUCACAAAAGAACACAGACUAGGAUAUGUCAGUUAUGGAGUUAUCCUCUUAACAAAGGAAGUACCAUGGAUAACAGGGAUUUCAAAAAACCUUCUAUGGAAAUUGGCUUUAAUACAACCAACAAUCCCAUAAAGUUCUUCACUCUGAACCACUCACUAACAAGUGCUCCAGUUGAUAAGCAAGUUGGUUCUUACUCUGAACUGCCGACAUCAGUAAGUCUCUGCUGGCCCUAUGCCGACGGAGACUUUUUUAAAGACAGAAAUGAGGCUCAUGUUAAUUUAUGUUCAACUAUAGAAAACAACAAUGGUGAAACUUUAUCUGCUCCAAAUUGGAAUUUGAAAUAUGGAAAUAGCAGUGUAGAAGAAAAUUUAACAGAUGAAAGUGAUUUAUCAGAAAAUGAAAAGGCAAGUGAUACUUUACUCAGCUAUUUUAAAAAGAUGGACCUGAACUUAAAGCCAGAAACAAUAGAAAAUGUUGAAGAAUCUUUCACAGAAGAACCAAGUGAAGUAUUUCUAUAUCCUGAUUUUCUUCCUCCUCCUUUCAAUACUCUGGACUUGCACAAAUUAGCUGUCUCAAAAUCUGAAAAUUGGAAAGCAACAGUAGAAUCUCCAGAAAGUUGUAUUGAACAUUUGAUAACUCGUUUAUUGGAAUUGGAACGAUUACAACAUACGACUAUACAAAAAGAGAGGCCAAGAUUACCAACUACCUUCUGUACUCCAGCAGUUACUGAACGACCCUCUUCCUCCAAAACUAUACCAAAACCAAGACAGCCAAAACUUUCUGACUCUGUAAGUCUUCAGACAACUUGUGUAGAUAAAGCUAGAGAAAAAAGAAAAAAUAAUUCUGGUGCUUACAAGCUUGAACAAAAUGCUUCAAAAUGGAACUGGAGCACUGCUGGCAAAUAUAAGUGGAAUUCUAAACCACCAUCUCUAAAAGGUUCAUCCACAACAAAACAUUUGAUGGCAACUUAUGAUGCUUUCAAGAAUCCCAAAAGUUCCAUUUUAAAUCCAUGCCAAGAACUCUCAACCAAUCCUACUACUGCCCAAACAACUCAAUCACUGGUUAAAGUGGUCUCAGCAAGACCUUGUCUGCCACCAAGGUCUCUAAUACCAGUUUCACCCAUAAAUUUGUCUUUUCCUGAAAAUCACACAGAAGAAAUCAAGGCACCAAGGACCAAAAAGAAACUUUACCGAAAACACAUAGCAUUGAACAGAUCAUUCUAUAUUCAAAAGCGAUACUGUUUAUCACCUUCAUUUAUAGCUAAGGGUAAGUGCUCACCCAUUGAGCAAAAAUAACAUUUCCCCCUAUGCGCCUCAAUGUGAGCAAAUUUAUCAUAAGAAGCCUAGCUAAAAAUGGUUCAUCAUUUCGAGAUGCAGGUAUUAAACAUGCACAGGCACACAAAUUACUUGAUGUGCUCAUGGAGUGGAACUUAUGGAAACCACUGCUGAGAUCAGUCUAUGUAUCAACCCAAGGUAACAGACAA